Messenger RNA from Helicoverpa armigera (cotton bollworm), 764 nucleotides. RefSeq names its product large ribosomal subunit protein mL50 (gene mRpL50). Gene Ontology annotation, cellular component: mitochondrion; mitochondrial large ribosomal subunit. The transcript has 5 exons. NCBI's taxonomy places the organism in Eukaryota, Metazoa, Arthropoda, Insecta, Lepidoptera, Noctuidae. The record is from RefSeq and is a predicted model, not a curated record. The coding region runs from base 128 to 691 and encodes 187 amino acids.
ACAUUGUUUCAUGGUUGUCAAAUGCACGGAAGAAUUUCACACAAAAUACAAAAGGAUAACUUCCGAGGAAAUAAAUAAAUAGUGAUUUUUGCUGUUUUAAUAUAGAUAGUAAAUCACGUAAGACAAAAUGUUGCGAAAUGUGCUAUCUGCAUUACCGGCCAGGAAUUUACAGGUUGUAUCAGUAAGGUACAAGCAGAAGAAAUAUCCUAAAGCAGACAAGAAAUUACAAGCUGCUGCGGAAUCUUUGUCUGCUAGAGGCUUCCUAAGACCAACAAAACCAUGGGAUCCACCAGCAAAUAUUGAAGAGACCAUCACCAAAAUAUGUUCUUCCAAGGGCCUAAACACUGAUGCACACUUCGAUGCUUUAGAAACUAAGUUUGCCGUACUGAAGGCAUGCUUCGAGGAGACUGGUUAUGAUGUACCAAACUCUUUGCUGCACACUAUUGAAAGUGUUGCUGAUCUGAAGGAAUUUUACAAGACCCCCGUGGACACAGCUACACCAUUCGACGCAUUGAAGAGGAUGGAGCUGCCCAAGAACUUGUAUGUGCAGCCUGAUUAUGUCAGAUUCAAGCCAGAUAAAGACAAUAUCUUCAAGGGUAUCUCCGCGUUCCCCAAGAGCUCAACUAUUGUAACUGGCCUGAAAUACAGGAAGAAGUACGAAGGUUACACUGCCAAGCGAUCAUGGCCCUAAUUGUUUAUAAGUUUAGACCAAAUAUGUUAAUAGUUAUAGUUUUAGUGGAUAAAUAAAAAGCUCUUAAUUAUAA